AGCGGCUGGUUUUUGCAAUCAGAAUUCCUCUCCAUAUAUUGCCCAACCUGAAACCAUGCUUUCAGAAGUCAAGCUCUAGUGUGUACUCCUAUCUCUGUAAACAUUGCAGUUGCAUCAAGGAAUACUUUCAAUCUCGAAAUUUGUGAAUAUCCAGGAGAGUGCAUUUCAUUCAUACUCAGAAAAUGGCAGCCAUGGCAACAGUGAACGGUACAUCAAUAAUGCAGACUACCAACUUAGCAAUCACACCCGUGGCUGCAAGCCAUUUGGGCUCGCGCACCGUCCAGCUCGGAGUCACACGCGUACUCUACAACGCCACCCUUACCACCAGGUCUGCAAGGAGGCUCGUCGUGGUCGCCGCCGGAAACCCGGAACGAAUUGACAACUUCGUCGACGGAGCCAGGAAAGACGCCAGCCAAAACGCGAAGAACUUCGGCAACCAGGUGGCGGACGCCUUCGGCAACGCCCAGGAGACCGCGAAGGACGUGGGUCGGGACAUGGGCGCCAAGGCACAGGAAGCCGUCGACCAAGGCAGUAAGAAGGUCGACGAGGCAGGAGACAAGGCCAGGGAUGUAGCCAAGGAAGUGAGGGGCUCCACCGAGGAUACCUUGAAUGCUGCCAAAGCAAACAACGGCCAAUCUGUUGCGGACAAGGCGCAAAAUGCUGCAUCCAACGUGGGUGACAAUUUGAAGCAGAACUUCGAUUACGGAACUGGGGCCGUGCAGAACGCCGCCGAUGACGCGAGCAAAAACGUGAAAGACGCCACUAACCGCAACCUCUAGAUUUUUAGGGUUUGCGAUGUCGAUGUGUACAGGAAAAGUUCUGUACAACCGAAUCUAAAAAGUAUAUUUGUUAUUAAAAAAAAGGUAUCAUAAUCAGGAGUUGUGUUCGAAGAUUUGAUUUCGUCUCAAACUUUUCAAUGUAACUAUUUACUUUUAUAAAGUACCUUUUGCCUUGUAUGAUAA
Messenger RNA from Physcomitrium patens, 962 nucleotides. RefSeq lists its product as uncharacterized. Lineage: Eukaryota; Viridiplantae; Streptophyta; Bryopsida; Funariales; Funariaceae. The record is from RefSeq and is a predicted model, not a curated record.